Thelazia callipaeda (thelaziosis nematode) is the source of this 543-nucleotide messenger RNA. The record is from the annotation of a GenBank genome assembly. Lineage: Eukaryota; Metazoa; Nematoda; Chromadorea; Rhabditida; Thelaziidae.
AUGACUACCUUCCCAGCUCAUUUGCUCGAAUCUGUUAAGAAAUAUGGCUCCACAGGAAAAGAUUUUGACAAUGUGUGCAAAAAACUAUGUGAAAAAUUGGUUAAUGACGGCCCUUUGAAAUUAGAAGAGUCAAUAUGCAGUCAAGUUUACUGGAAUGUUGCUGCUGGAGUCCUCGUGGAAGCCGCCAGACGUGGGUUAUCAGUCACUGCUCUUGAUGAAUUGUUACCGAAAAAUGACUUAUCACGAGCCAUUGUGAAUGCUUUUGAAGCAAACGAGACAUCGAUUCGAAAAUGCAUGGCAACAAUUGGUUGGGAGCCUCCACGAGUAGUUGAUAUUUCAUGGAAGCUUUCCAAAACUUUAGAAACAGAUAAAGGAAGAAAAGAGAUGACUGUCAGCGAAAUUCAUCUAGAUACAGUUCCUUGUGGCUCCAAUACUUUGAAAAGAAUCUCAUUUUAUUGCACUACUCAUGAUUUACAAAAUAUUUUGUGGAAACUUAAAGAAGGUCAAAAUGCCGUGUUAAAGUCAAAGAACUACACGAAAUGA